Messenger RNA from Aspergillus clavatus NRRL 1, 876 nucleotides. Its product is annotated as putative calmodulin. Bases 1 to 876 code for a protein of 291 amino acids. The record is from RefSeq and is a predicted model, not a curated record. Gene Ontology annotation, biological process: actomyosin structure organization; mitotic cytokinesis. Lineage: Eukaryota; Fungi; Ascomycota; Eurotiomycetes; Eurotiales; Aspergillaceae. The transcript is spliced from 3 exons. Gene Ontology annotation, cellular component: cytoplasm; myosin II complex. Gene Ontology annotation, molecular function: myosin heavy chain binding; calcium ion binding; cytoskeletal motor regulator activity.
AUGGUCUCAAAUUCGCCCUUUCGACCAUCUCCCCUCUCCUUCGGUUCUCCUCGAGCUUCGCCGUUUCGUCGACCUUCGACACCCAAUUCCCCCCCCACGCUCCGUCAAACCACCCCCGGCAGCUCCCCGAGCCGAGGAUAUACCCCCGUCCAGUCCCCCAGCAAACUGAAUCAGACCUAUACAGUUGCCGAGGAUGACGACGCUUCGCUGAAGAACCAUGAUCCCAUCCCGCAGCCUAGAUUCACAAGGGAAGUACCACCGUCGCCUACCAAGGGCGCGAAUUCCCCGGACUCAUCUUCAAUCAUGGAAGCCAAGACCGCCAGCUUGAUGGCGGCUUCGAGCGACGCCGCAGCCCAGUUGACGCCUGUACAGCUGAGAGAGAUCAGAGAGGCAUUUCAGGUCUUGGACAGAGACAACGACGGUUCUGUGGACAAGGAUGACGUCGCCGAUGUCCUUAUCAACAUCGGCCAGGAUGCCUCUAUCAUUUCCCAGUUCUUCCCUCCCGGUGCCUCUCAAACGAUCAACUUCCCUACCUUUCUCAACAUCCUAUCGAGUCUCCUCGCCCCUCUGUCCGCUCGUCAGGAGUUGACUAAUGCUUUGGCUGCCUUUGACGACGAUGAUAGCGGUCAGAUCGACGUUGCGGAGCUCCGCGACGCCCUCAUGCACACAGCAGCGGACGAUGGACUGUCUCCGCUGACGGAAAGAGAUAUCAAUGAGGUACUAAAUGGGUUUACCGGGCGCAGAGUGUUCGGUGGGAAGGGCGGGAAGCUUCCAGGAGGAGGAAAGAGAGGAGAGGUGUUUCGCUAUCAAGAAUUUGUGGAUAACGCUUUAGGAGGGCCGACUGGUGGGCGGCGGGAUCCUGAUGCCCCCCGAUGA